AUGGCGAACCUCUUCGAGCAGAAGCUCAAGGACUUUGAGAUGCGCGCCUUGACGCUGCAGGACUUCCAGGACGCCUGCAUUGUGGCUCAGCUGGACAGAAUGCGGGCGCGAAUGAAGGCGCACAGGCAGAAUUUGGUUGGCUGUGCCUUCCACAUCGACAACUUCAUCAGGCAUCUGGCGCUGGGCCGGGAAGAGUUGCGGCGGCGCGCGGUGAGCCGGUUCCAGCUGAAGCUCACCACCAGCUUCUGCGCGGAUCUCUGGACCUCCCUGCAGCAGUGGGUGGAGCGGAGAUCCCAAGACGAGCCCAUGAUCUGUUGCGAGACCUUCUUGAAGAUGGCCGAUGCCAUUCAAACUUUCCAGGCCUACGAGAUGGAUUUCUUAGCCAACAUCUUCGAGCGAGUGGACCGGCUCCGAAAAGGAGAAGUAGCCGGGGGCUGA
This is a messenger RNA of Effrenium voratum, 438 nucleotides long. NCBI's taxonomy places the organism in Eukaryota, Dinophyceae, Suessiales, Symbiodiniaceae. The record is from the annotation of a GenBank genome assembly.